AACUACAUUGCGACGGGAGAUAAGACCGGAGAAGACUGCACGGAAAGUGUGCUCACUGACGAAGUUUGGUUUUAAUUCAACUAAAAGUUCUUCUUCUUUUCAAGUUGUUCACAUAAAACGUGGUGAUAAGAAGUGCGUGGUAACACAGUAGAUUUGGAAAAGACCUGAAACAAGUAGCCUCGUUAAAAGAAGCGAGCGCGUCUGCUUGCGAAACACUUGUGGCUUUUUGUCUUGCAGUUGGGAAGCGCAGCGUUGACCUCUAACCUCCUGGUCUCCUCCCUCUGCUUGAACUUCUAGAGCUGAUCCCAGGUGUGUAUACGAACAACCCAUGGAGCAGGAAACCUUGGAAACCUUGGAGAUUAUUGAGAGAGGAGAGAGGUCUGUCAGCAGCAGUACUGAGGCCACACCCCCAUAUGGCUACCAGCUAGACCUGGACUUCCUGAAGUAUGUGGACGACAUACAGCGUGGCAACACCAUCAAGAGGCUGAACAUCCAGCGGAAAGCCAGGCCUGUCCGGCCGGCGGCGGGGCCCGUGCCCAGGGGAGGUUGCUCUGGUGGGGGCAGUGUGUACAGCGGGCAGGGCCAUGCUGAAUGGACCUCCACAGGCUCCCUACCCUCCUCCAGUGAAGAGGCACAGCAGAGUCCCCUCUUCUACCCCUCCCCACAGCAUCACCCGCCCCCCACCCUGAUUUACCACGCCCAUGCCCCUCUCCCAUCCUGUGAGCCUCCCCUUCCUCCCCUACCCCCCGAGGGCUACCUGAGCCUCCCCGCCGAACCCCCUCAACGGCCCCAGCCCCCCUCUCCGUGGGAGCCUCCCCUCCUCAACCCCCAGGUUGAGAAGACCCUGAUGGAGACGAGGAGGAGGUUAGAACAGGAUCGCCUCCUCAUGCAGCCCCCCUCCCCCUCCGGACCCCCAAGCCCUGCUCCUCGCCACCGCCUGGCGUCCUUCGGAGGGAUGGAGGGGUCCAGCACCUCCCUGUUCUCCCCUAGCACCCCCCAGUCCCUGCUGCCCAACGGGGGUGGAGGUAGUGGAGAGUACAACCCCUACUACACUUCCAUGGGUUCCUCUAUCCACCACAGCCCCAUGUCCUCAGGCAUGACCACGCCGGCCAGCAACGUGUCUCCGUUCCACCUGCAGCACAUCCGAGAGCAGAUGGUGGUGGCCCUGCGGAGGCUGAAGGAGCUCGAGGAGAAGGUGAAGACCAUACCUGUUCUGCAGGUGAGGAUAGCCGUGCUGCAGGAGGAGAAGAGACAGAUGACCUGUCAGAAGAACCAGAGGCUGGGGGUGGGGGGGGGGUUCAGGAAGAGGUCCUAUAGCGUGGGCAGUGCUGACCAGCUGGACCCCCAGACACACACCCUGCAGACCCAGGAGCUGCACAUCAUGGAGCCAGAGGGCCAGGAGGGUCAGGGCCAUAGUCAGAGUACCAAGGGGAUGGAGGAGUUCAGGAGGCUGGCUGCAGAGGUCCGAGCCCUGGGGGAGAACAGCCAGGAGCAAGGCUCUCACCAGGCCAGGCAGACCCAGACCCACAACAACCAGCUCACCUCCACGGCAGUCGGCCCAGAUGAGAACAUGAACGACGCCACGGAGGUCGCCCAGAGGAAGUCGCCGGUGAUGACGACGGUACAACAACGACACUUCUACCGUGACGUCGGAAUGGCGACGGAGCAGCGUGAGACGCGCAGUGCUGGGACGGGGGUGACGGAAGCCAUGUUGGGCGUGACCAGCGAGGUAGAGGCAGAGUUAGACUUGCAGCAGCAGACCAUCGAGGCCCUGAAGGAGAAGAUCUACCGGCUAGAGGUGGACCUGAGAGAGACCACCCACCUGAUGGAGAUGUCCAAGCUGAAGCUAGAGCUGCAGGCCGCUGGGGGAGCCAAUAGGAAGAGGGCUGAUAAAGGCUGCCAGGUGCGGCCAGACACCUACAGCAUGGCCUGCCAGGCGCGGCCAGACACCCAGAGCACUGGCUCAGAGACCUGGAGAGUCCAGACAAACAGCCAGGGAGUGGGGAACCAUCUAGAGACCAGCCAUGCCUCCACAGGAGAGACCCUCCACACUGUAGGGGUAGGGGUGUCCUGUCAACCCAGCCUGAGACACACUGCUUCGGGACCUGACCUGCCUAUGGAGAGAUGGCUGGUGCAGGAGAGGGUAGAGGUGCAGGACCAGUGUGUGGGUAGGCAGUUGGAGGUGUGUGACCAGGGGGUGGGUGUGGAGGUGGGGCUGUGUGACCAGGGGGUGAACACUGAUGGGGAAGUAGACAGUCUAGAGCUGUGCAAGUCCCGGGAGACAGAGGCCAGGGAGAGGGAGAGCAGGUCGGUGGGCGUUGAGGAGUGUUCUAGAGACGUCGCUGUCAGACAGCUGGGGACUAACCCUGUCCUGGGCGCCACCACGGACUCUGCUGUCAUGGUAACCCCAGACACAGCCUCCCAAUACACCAGCACCCUACUGGAGACCGCUAGCCAACACACCAACACAGAGACAGUGGUGCUAGCUGACGGCUGUACCAACACUGCCCUGGUUCACACUGCUGAGAAACACACCAGCACGCUAACCAAUCACACAAGGACUGUCGCUGUGGGCGAGGGGCUGGUCAAAGACCCACAGACCGUGCCCAAAACCAGGUCUAUUGCCGUGGGAAACACAGUGGAGAGAGACUGCAGUCCAGAGGAGGCAUGGUCGGCCCAGACCAAAGAGGUGGGCGUCGGCCUGGUCGGCAUCCACACCAACUUCCUGGUCGGCCUGAAGACCCGGAACAUUGCCUGUGGCCCCUCCCACCUGGACGGAACCGCUGUUGCCGAGGAGACCAUUGCCGUGACGACUGUUGUACCACCCCAGGCCCAGGCCAUACCACCACCCCAGCAGGUGGAGGGGGGUGCAGGACUAGACCACUACAUAGAGAGGCUUCAGAAGCUACUUCAGGAACAACAGAUGCUGUUGACUGAGAACUACAGUGAGCUGGCGGAUGCUUUUGGACAGCCCUGCUCUUCUCAGUUCACCCACUUUGAUUCUAUCAACAGCCAGCUGGUCAACACUCUGACGUCUAUCAACUCUGUCAUGAAGUAUGGCAGUGCUGAGGAUCUGAGGACACAGCGAGAUAUCAGCAGCCCCGCUACAGAUCGGGGUCAGCUGCAGGUGUCCAGUGAAGUCAUCCAGAGUUCAGAGGUCAGCCAGACGGAGAUAGUGUCACAUGACCCCAGGUCCCCGCCCAGCCCGGCCACGCUGAAACACCGCAUGGACCAGCAGAUGUCCACCGCCUUAAACGGUGGUAAGAGCGCUCUGAAGUCCAUCAUGAAGAAGAAAGAUGGUUGCCAGGGUUCUUUGGGAACCAAGAAGAACCUGCAGUUUGUAGGAGUCAAUGGAGGGUACGAGACAACGUCGAGUGAUGAAUCAGAGGACAGCAGCUCCUCUGAAACAGAGGAGGAGGAGGAGGAGGAGGGGAAGGUGUUCGGAGGAGGAGAGGAAGCUGAAGAAAGGAACACAGAGGAAUUCCAGAACGAGGGAGCAGUGGAAGUGGGGAGGAGUGAAGAGGAGGGAGGAGGAGAGAAGCAAGAGAUGAGAGAGAGGUUUGAGUUGAGUGAGAAGAUGUUGGCUGCCUGUCACGUGUUGAAGAACCACCUGAAUGAUGGCAAGGCCUUAACCAGUAAAGAUGUGAGAGCCUGUGUGAACACAGUUCAGAACGAGUGGUUCUGUGUGUCCAGUCAGAAGGCGGUGGUUCCUGGCAUGGUGGAGGACUAUUUAACAGCGUUUCGUGACGUCUCACUGGCUAUGCUGCGUCACAUUGUCAACAUGGCGGACGGUAACGGGAACACGGCGCUCCACUACAGCGUGUCACACUCCAACUUCCACAUCGUCAAGACGCUGCUCAACGCAAAUGUGUGUAACGUGAACCAGCAGAAUAAGGCUGGCUAUACUCCCAUUAUGCUGUCUGUGCUGGCGGCUGUCGAGGCUCCUAAAGACAUGGCCAUCGUAGAGUACCUCUUCAGCAAGGGAGACGUCAACGCUAAGGCCAGCCAGGCUGGCCAGACAGGGCUGAUGCUGGCGGUCAGUCAUGGCAGGAUGGAUAUGGUUCGGGCGCUGCUGGCCCAGGGGGCAGAGGUCAAUGUCCAGGACGAUGAGGGUUCUACAGCCCUGAUGUGUGCCAGCGAACAUGGCCACGCUGAGAUAGUCAAACUACUGCUGGCCCAGCCGGGCUGCGACGCCACUCUCAGCGACAGCGAUGAGAGCAAUGCCCUGUCUAUCGCUCUGGAAGCGGGUCACAGGGACAUAGCAGUGUUGUUGUACGCCCACGUAAACUUCUCUAAGGCCCAGUCACCGGGAACCCCUCGUCUGAGCAGGAAGACGUCCCCCAGUCCCACCAGGAGGGGCAUGUUUGACUAGCGCCACCGCCCAUUGGUCAAGUCUCAUGACACCAACCAACCAACCGCUGAAGAUUUCAACCCCAGGGACAGACUUUGGCCCACCCCCUGACAACCUGAUUGGACCAUGUGGGAUUGUUGACCAUGCAGUUCAACCAGAAAGGUUCCCUGGGUUUAUAUACCAUGGGGUCCAACCAGAAAGGUUCCCUGGGUUUAUUGACCAUGCAGUCCAACCAGAAAGGUUCCCUGGGUUUAUUGACCAUGUGGUCCAACCAGAAAGGUUCCCUGGGUUUAUAGACCAUGUGGUCCAACCAGAAAGGUUCCCUGGGUUUAUAGACCAUGUGGUCCAACCAGAAAGGUUCCCUGGGUUUAUUGACCAUGCAGUUCAACCAGAAAGGUUCCCUGGGUUUUAUUGACCAUGCGGUCCAACCAGAAAGGUUCCCUGGGUUUAUUGACCAUGUGGUCCAACCAGAAAGGUUCCCUGGGUUUAUAGACCAUGGGGUUCAACCAGAAAGGUUCCCUGGGUUUAUUGACCAUGUGGUCCAACCAGAAAGGUUCCCUGGGUUUAUUGACCAUGGGGUUCAACCAGAAAGGUUCCCUGGGUUUAUUGACCAUGGGGUUCAACCAGAAAGGUUCCCUGGGUUUAUAGACCAUGUGGUCCAACCAGAAAGGUUCCCUGGGUUUAUUGACCAUGUGGUCCAACCAGAAAGGUUCCCUGGGUUUAUUGACCAUGUGGUCCAACCAGAAAGGUUCCCUGGGUUUAUUGACCAUGUGGUCCAACCAGAAAGGUUCCCUGGGUUUAUUGACCAUGUGGUCCAACCAGAAAGGUUCCCUGGGUUUAUUGACCAUGUGGUCCAACCAGAAAGGUUCCCUGGGUUUAUUGACCAUGAUGAAAGAUGAAACAUAUUGAUCAGCCUUGUAGUAAGAUGAGCUGGUAUUGAUCAGUCUUGUAAUAAGAUGAGCUGGUAUUGAUCAGUCUUGUAGUAAGAUGAGCUGGUAUUGAUCAGCCUUGUAGUAAGAUGAGCUGGUAUUGAUCACUCUUGUAAUAAAAUGAAACACCUUUGGUCAGUCUUGUAAUGUGAUGUUCUGGUAUUGGUCAGUCUUGUAAUGUGAUGUUCUGGUAUUGGUCAGUCUUGUAAUGAGAUGGUCUGGUAUUGGUCAGUCUUCUACAUGAACAUCCCAAAGUGUCCUUGUUAAACUGAAUGUAUAGAGAAGAAGGGUUAUUUUUUGUAGCUACCUGAAAGAAGACACCACCAGCAUUCGGUCUGCUCUGAGUGGAUAGAGAGGAGGAGAGCAAGAAGGAGGGAGAGAAGGAGAGGAGAAGGAGGAGGAGGGGGAGAGGAGAGAGAGAGGAGGGAGUGAGGAGGAGGGAGAGAGGAGGAGGAGGGAGAGAGGAGAAGGAGGAGGAGGGAGAGAAGGAGGGGGAGAGAGAGAGAGGAGGGAGAGAAGGAGAGGAGAAAGAGAAGGAGGAGGAGGGAGAGAGAGAGGAGAAAGAGAAGGAGGGGAAGAGAAGGAGAAGAGAUGUCAUACUUCUUGAGGAGCUGGACUUCAUAAGAACCCAGAAACACAUAUAUUGUAUUCUAGAAAUGGGCUGCAAUAGACACGCGUCCUGUCCAGGCAGUGAACGUCAAGAGCUGCCUCACAAGAGAGAGAGAGGUUCCUGGCUCACAUACUUACAUAUCCAGACUAUAGACCUUUUCAGCUGUCAAAACAAUAACACGUUCUGUACCAAGAGGUUCCCCAGUAAGCAUCCGCUGCUGCAGUGCCCCAUAAUUGCUAACUAGCUAGGUAGUUGGCUAGCUAGCACAAAAUGACAAGUUCGCAUUUCUUCAUCCACCAAAAAGCUGAACAAACAACUUAUUGACUUGCUACCAGAUCCACUAAACACAAUCAUGAGACAACGUUUAUUUCUCGUUUAUUAUCUGUUUGCUCUGGUGGUGUUGCAUUAGGCUAGCACAGUAAAUAACCACAUAGCUAGCGUGAUGUGAGGAUAGAUAAAGAUCAGGUGACCUUGUUAGCCAGCCAGAGCUAGCGUGAUGUGAGGUUAGAGAAAGAUCAGGUGACCUUGUUAGCCAGCCAGAGCUAGCGUGAUGUGAGGGUAGAGAAAGAUCAGGUGACCUUGUUAGCCAGCCAGAGCUAGCGUGAUGUGAGGGUAGAGAAAGAUCAGGUGACCUUGUUAGCCAGCCAGAGCUAGCGUGAUGUGAGGGUAGAGAAAGAUCAGGUGACCUUGUUAGCCAGCCAGAGCUAGCGUGAUGUGAGGUUAGAGAAAGAUCAGGUGACCUUGUUAGCCAGCCAGAGCUAGCGUGAUGUGAGGGUAGAGAAAGAUCAGGUGACCUUGUUAGCCAGCCAGAGCUAGCGUGAUGUGAGGUUAGAGAAAGAUCAGGUGACCUUGUUAGCCAGCCAGAGCUAGCGUGAUGUGAGGUUAGAGAAAGAUCAGGUGACCUUGUUAGCCAGCCAGAGCUAGCGUGAUGUGAGGGUAGAGAAAGAUCAGGUGACCUUGUUAGCCAGCCAGAGCUAGCAUGAUGUGAGGUUAGAGAAAGAUCAGGUGACCUUGUUAGCCAGCCAGAGCUAGCGUGAUGUGAGGUUAGAGAAAGAUCAGGUGACCUUGUUAGCCAGCCAGAGCUAGCAUGAUGUGAGGGUAGAGAAAGAUCAGGUGACCUUGUUAGCCAGCCAGAGCUAGCAUGAUGUGAGGUUAGAGAAAGAUCAGGUGACCUUGUUAGCCAGCCAGAGCUAGCAUGAUGUGAGGGUAGAGAAAGAUCAGGUGACCUUGUUAGCCAGCCAGAGCUAGCGUGAUGUGAGGUUAGAGAAAGAUCAGGUGACCUUGUUAGCCAGCUAGAUUCAUUUCUCUCACAACAGCCAACAAUAAACUAAAGUAAACGUAGCUAGUAUCUGAGUCCAAUGUUUGACGGACUCAUUGUUUACAACAAAGUUGCCAGCAGCAGUAAUUACCCCACUAUCAACCUCUCUCUCCCCCCUCACUAAUCUGUCACUCAACUCAUCUAUAUUUUACCCUUUAUCCUUAAGGCCCACUUAGUUUCAAUCAACAAACAUAGUGUCGUUUAAAUGAACCGCUAGAUUGUGCUAUUCAUAUAUUAUCAACCUCACGUUAUGAGACAUAGCUAGUGGUUUGGUUACUGCAAAGCUAGACUAUACAACAUGCUAGUGCUGACACCUUGUGGUGAUAAUGUUGAACUGCAUAUUAAUUACACCAGGAUGAUGCAUAACAUGAAGCAAACACAUUUCAAAUUCAUUUCAAGCAACAUAUUUGGCAAUGUCUUUUUAAAUUAAAUCAAAUUAACCUUAAAAUAUUCCUUUCUGGACACCUUCAGGAUAGUGAUAUGAGAUAAUGUCUCUCCUGUGAGCAUCUCAUCCUUAAGGUCCUCCUUCAUAAUGUCUCUGCCCUGAGCCUCUCAUCCUCAAGGCCCUCCUUCAUCCUGAGCCUCUCAUCCUCAAGGCCCUCCUUCAUCCUGAGCCUCUCAUCCUCAAGGCCCUCCUUCAUCCUGAGCAUCUCAUCCUUAAGGUCCUCCUUCAUCCUGAGCCUCUCAUCCUCAAGGCCCUCCUUCAUCCUGAGCCUCUCAUCCUCAAGGCCCUCCUUCAUCCUGAGCCUCUCAUCCUUAAGGUCCUCCUUCAUCCUGAGCAUCUCAUCCUCAAGGCCCUCCUUCAUCCUGAGCCUCUCAUCCUUAAGGUCCUCCUUCAUAAUGUCUCUCCUCUGAGCCUCUCAUCCUUAAGGUCCUCCUUCAUCAUGUCUCUCCCCUGAGCAUCUCAUCCUUAAGGCCCUCCUUCAUCAUGUCUCUCCCCUGAGCCUCUCAUCCUUAAGGUCCUCCUUCAUCAUGUCUCUCCCCUGAGCCUCUCAUCCUUAAGGUCCUCCUUCAUCAUGUCUCUCCUCUGAGCAUCUCAUCCUUAAGGUCCUCCUUCAUCAUGUCUCUCCUCUGAGUAUCUCAUCCUUCAUCAUGUCUCUCCUCUGAGCAUCUCAUCCUUAAGGUCCUCCUUCAUCAUGUCUCUCCUCUGAGCCUCUCAUCCUUAAGGCCCUCCUUCAUUACAAGGGUAGGGCUUGAAUGAAUCCAUUUCAUGACGGCAUGUAGAAGUCUAAUCUGGUGUCCUUCAACAUGGUUAUCCUCAUUAUGAGUCUAAUCUGGUCUCCUUCAACAUGGUUAGCCUCAUUAUGAGUCUAAUCUGGUCUCCUUCAACAUGGUUAGCCUCAUUAUGAGUCUAAUCUGGUCUCCUUCAACAUGGUUAGCCUCAUUAUGAGUCUAAUCUUGUCUCCUUCAACAUGGUUAUCCUCAUUAUGAGUCUAAUCUGGUCUCCUUCAACAUGGUUAGCUUUAUUAUGAGUCUAAUCUGGUCUCCUUCAACAUGGUUAGCCUCAUUAUGAGUCUAAUCUUGUCUCCUUCAACAUGGUUAUCCUCAUUAUGAGUCUAAUCUUGUCUCCUUCAACAUGGUUAUCCUCAUUAUGAGUCUAAUCUGGUCUCCUUCAACAUGGUUAGCUUUAUUAUGAGUCUAAUCUGGUCUCCUUCAACAUGGUUAGCCUCAUUAUGAGUCUAAUCUUGUCUCCUUCAACAUGGUUAUCCUCAUUAUGAGUCUAAUCUGGUCUCCUUCAACAUGGUUAUCCUCAUUAUGAGUCUAAUCUGGUCUCCUUCAACAUGGUUAUCCUCAUUAUGAGUCUAAUCUGGUCUCCUUCAACAUGGUUAUACUCAUUAUGAGUCUAAUCUGGUCUCCUUCAACAUGGUUAUCCUCAUUAUGAGUCUGAUCUGGUCUCCUUCAACAUGGUUAUCCUCAUUAUGAGUCUAAUCUGGUCUCCUUCAACAUGGUUAUCCUCAUUAUGAGUCUAAUGAGAAAGGAAAAACCCACACACAGAUCAAGUGUGUUGGGCAUGUCAGUGAGUGUAACAGAUGGGUGAGUCUGUAGCACACGUGAGUUAGCUGACAGGUGAGCGCUGGGCUCUUUCUCAAUUCAUCCUUCCUCGAUUCCUCUCCUCACCUCCUAAAAACUAAUUGUAGAAUAGAAAAACAGACAAACAGGAAAUGUUCAAUGACCAAAAAAUGCACUAAAUUCACAGAAUCAACACUUUCUGUGAUACAAAGAACGCCUAUUUAAAUGGUUAGUGGAUUUAGACAUCUAUAUUACUCCAAAACAAGAGAUGAUUGAUUAGUUAAAUGAAUAGUGUCUAAUAGAAAUAAUCAGCAGUCAGGGCUGGAACAGAAACCUGCUCAGCCAGUAGGUAGAUAUAUAACAGCAAGGUGUCAGGGCUGGAACAGAAACCUGCUCAGCCAGUAGGUAGAUAUAUAACAGCAAGGUGUCAGGGCUGGAACAGAAACCUGCUCAGCCAGUAGGUAGAUCUCUAGCAGCAAGGUGUCAGGGCUGGAACAGAAACCUGCUCAGCCAGUAGGUAGAUAUAUAACAGCAAGGUGUCAGGGCUGGAACAGAAACCUGCUCAGCCAGUAGGUAGAUAUAUAACAGCAAGGUGUCAGGGCUGGAACAGAAACCUGCUCAGCCAGUAGGUAGAUAUAUAACAGCAAGGUGUCAGGGCUGGAACAGAAACCUGCUCAGCCAGUAGGUAGAUAUAUAACAGCAAGGUGUCAGGGCUGGAACAGAAACCUGCUCAGCCAGUAGGUAGAUAUAUAACAGCAAGGUGUCAGGGCUGGAACAGAAACCUGCUCAGCCAGUAGGUAGAUCUCUAGCAGCAAGGUGUCAGGGCAGAAACAGAAACCUGCUCAGCCAGUAGGUAGAUAUAUAACAGCAAGGUGUCAGGGCUGGAACAGAAACCUGCUCAGCCAGUAGGUAGAUAUAUAACAGCAAGGUGUCAGGGCUGGAACAGAAACCUGCUCAGCCAGUAGGUAGAUAUAUAACAGCAAGGUGUCAGGGCUGAAACAGAAACCUGCUCAGCCAGUAGGUAGAUAUAUAACAGCAAGGUGUCAGGGCUGGAACAGAAACCUGCUCAGCCAGUAGGUAGAUAUAUAACAGCAAGGUGUCAGGGCUGGAACAGAAACCUGCUCAGCCAGUAGGUAGAUCUCUAGCAGCAAGGUGUCAGGGCUGAAACAGAAACCUGCUCAGCCAGUAGGUAGAUAUAUAACAGCAAGGUGUCAGGGCUGGAACAGAAACCUGCUCAGCCAGUAGGUAGAUCUCUAGCAGCAAGGUGUCAGGGCUGAAACAGAAACCUGCUCAGCCAGUAGGUAGAUAUAUAACAGCAAGGUGUCAGGGCUGGAACAGAAACCUGCUCAGCCAGUAGGUAGAUAUAUAACAGCAAGGUGUCAGGGCUGGAACAGAAACCUGCUCAGCCAGUAGGUAGAUAUAUAACAGCAAGGUGUCAGGGCUGGAACAGAAACCUGCUCAGCCAGUAGGUAGAUAUAUAACAGCAAGGUGUCAGGGUUGGAACAGAAACCUGCUCAGCCAGUAGGUAGAUCUCUAGCAGCAAGGUGUCAGGGCUGAAACAGAAACCUGCUCAGCCAGUAGGUAGAUCUCUAGCAGCAAGGUUGGCCAUGCAUGUUCUAUAUCUAUGCAUUGUUACUUUAACAGUAUUGUUAUAAUCCUACAACCAAUUCUAACAGUCAACCAAUAGCAUAUCACCCAUUGGAAUUAUAUCCUUGAAUAACUUUCAUCUGCAGACAGGAUUUAGCAUCUUUCACAGGUCUCUGUAUCUGAAACAUAGAAAUUCGACCAGGACUUGCUUCAUUAGAAACAUACAUUAGACCAGGACUUGCUUCAUUAGAAACUUAAAUUACACCAGGACUUGCUUCAUUAGAAACUUAAAUUAGACCAGGACUUGCUUCAUUAGAAGCAUAAAUUAGACCAGGACUUGCUUCAUUAGAAACUUAAAUUACACCAGGACUUGCUUCAUUAGAAACUUAAAUUACACCAGGACUUGCUUCAUUAGAAACAUACAUUAGACCAGGACUUGUUUCAUUAGAAACUUAAAUUACACCAGGACUUGUUUCAUUAGAAACUUAAAUUACACCAGGACUUGCUUCAUUAGAAACUUAAAUUACACCAGGACUUGCUUCAUUAGAAACUUAAAUUACACCAGGACUUGCUUCAUUAGAAACUUAAAUUACACCAGGACUUGCUUCAUUAGAAACAUACAUUAGACCAGGAUUUGCUUCAUUAGAAACUUAAAUUACACCAGGACUUGCUUCAUUAGAAACAUACAUUAGACCUGGACUUGUUUCAUUAGAAACUUAAAUUACACAGGACUUGCUUCAUUAGAAACUUAAAUUAGACCAGGACUUGCUUCAUUAGAAACUUAAAUUACACCAGGACUUGCUUCAUUAGAAACUUUAAUUACACCAGGACUUGCUUCAUUAGAAACAUACAUUAGACCAGGACUUGUUUCAUUAGAAACUUAAAUUACACCAGGACUUGCUUCAUUAGAAACUUAAAUUAGACCAGGACUUGCUUCAUUAGAAGCAUAAAUUAGACCAGGACUUGCUUCAUUAGAAACUUAAAUUACACCAGGACUUGCUUCAUUAGAAACUUAAAUUACACCAGGACUUGCUUCAUUAGAAACAUACAUUAGACCAGGACUUGUUUCAUUAGAAACUUAAAUUACACCAGGACUUGCUUCAUUAGAAACUUAAAUUACACCAGGACUUGCUUCAUUAGAAACUUAAAUUACACCAGGACUUGCUUCAUUAGAAACUUAAAUUACACCAAUCUAGCUAUAACAUUAAACUGACAUUUUCCCAGGAUGUAAGGACCAUCCCGGCCAUGAAUAUUAUUUUCAAAAAAUGCUAAUUGAGAAAACAACUACACAAUGUUAACUAGCUAGCUGUUUACAGCCGCCACGGAACAGCUGUAAGUUCUUUGGGGUUCCAUGGUUCUCCUCCUAAAAAAGCUGUUAAAAAGGUCUAUAGGUCCCAGCAGUAUACAGACACUACUGCCCCGGUCCCAGCAGUAUACAGACACUACUGCCCCGGUCCCAGCAGUAUACAGACACUACUGCCCCGGUCCCAGCAGUAUACAGACACUACUGCCCCGGUCCCAGCAGUAUACAGACACUACUGCCCCGGUCCCAGCAGUAUACAGACACUACUGCCCCGGUCCCAGCAGUAUACAGACACUACUGCCCCGGUCCCAGCAGUAUACAGACACUACUGCCCCGGUCCCAGCAGUAUACAGACACUACUGCCCCGUCAUCAUCACCACCAUAUUGUUUAUCAUCAUCACCACCAUAUUGUUUAUCAUCAUCAUCAUCAUAUUGUUUAUCAUCACCACAGGAGGCAGUUGGUAUAUUAGAUUCUAUUUCACCCGCAAUACAGCCUUUCGUUUAGACUAAAUGUUUGUACAUAUUAUAUCAUAUUAUAUUAUCAUAUUGUUUUCUUUACCUGCCUGACACCUUUAAUGGGUCUGUAUGUGUACACCGCCACCUUUAAUGGGCCUGUAUGUGUACACCGCCACCUUUAAUGGGCCUGUAUGUGUACACCGCCACCUUUAAUGGGUCUGUAUGUGUACUCUACCACCUUUAAUGGGCCUGUAUGUGUACACCGCCACCUUUAAUGGGCCUGUAUGUGUACACUACCACCUUUAAUGGGCCUGUAUGUGUACUCUACCACCUUUAAUGGGUCUGUAUGUGUACACCGCCACCUUUAAUGGGCCUGUAUGUGUACACCGCCACCUUUAAUUGGCCUGUAUGUGUACACCGCCACCUUUAAUGGGCCUGUAUGUGUACUCUACCACCUUUAAUGGGCCUGUAUGUGUACUCUACCACCUUUAAUGGGCCUGUAUGUGUACUCUACCACCUUUAAUGGGUCUGUAUGUGUACACCGCCACCUUUAAUGGGCCUGUAUGUGUACACCGCCACCUUUAAUGGGCCUGUAUGUGUACUCUACCACCUUUAAUGGGUCUGUAUGUGUACUCUACCACCUUUAAUGGGUCUGUAUGUGUACACCACCACCUUUAAUGGGCCUGUAUGUGUACUCUACCACCUUUAAUGGGCCUGUAUGUGUACACCGCCACCUUUAAUGGGCCUGUAUGUGUACACCGCCACCUUUAAUGGGCCUGUAUGUGUACACCACCACCUUUAAUGGGCCUGUAUGUGUACUCUACCACCUUUAAUGGUUCUGUAUGUGUACUCUACCACCUUUAAUGGGCCUGUAUGUGUACUCUACCACCUUUAAUGGUUCUGUAUGUGUACUCUACCACCUUUAAUGGGCCUUCUCAAAUGGAUAAUUGUAACUCAAUCUUCUCUGGAUUGGAUAUACAUUCUACUUUUAUACAAAUCUACAAAAUUUGUAUGUAUUUAAAAAUCACAAUAUUUUGAAUAUUUCCUAUUGCUUCUUAACGUUACAUGAAGAUAUAUAUUUAUCAAGGUAUAGUUUUUAAUGCAAAUAUCAUUGUAUUUCCUUGUAUGUACUGUAAUGUGUUGGAGCUGGUAACUGUGUUGUUCUGUUGAGAAGGAGAGGAGGUACUUUGAUCUGGUUUAGAGUUCCUGGAACGUGUUGCCAUAUAACAAUAAACUGAAUAAUAAUGA
This is a messenger RNA of Salvelinus fontinalis (brook trout), 13812 nucleotides long. RefSeq names its product KN motif and ankyrin repeat domains 1a (gene kank1a). Bases 329 to 4372 code for a protein of 1347 amino acids. NCBI's taxonomy places the organism in Eukaryota, Metazoa, Chordata, Actinopteri, Salmoniformes, Salmonidae. The record is from RefSeq and is a predicted model, not a curated record. The transcript has 14 exons. Gene Ontology annotation, biological process: negative regulation of actin filament polymerization. Gene Ontology annotation, molecular function: protein binding. Gene Ontology annotation, cellular component: cytoskeleton; cytoplasm.